GCUGAGCUGUGUUUAUUCUGGAUUUAUCUCCUGCGUAUGAUCUUGAAUCACCUCUGCCUUUGCCUUUAUUUUAAUCAGAUCUCUGGUCUACUGUGUUUUAAACCUUUUACAUGUUUCAGUGUGGGUUUCCUCCUGGUCCUCCAGUGUUCUCCUACGUGUCACUGACGGCUCAUCAUGAAGUGUUGAGGCACUCAUUAAGUGUGAAGUGGAGACUCUAUGAGCAGUGAAACGAUGCAGUGACAGAAUGAGGGAAAUAUUUCAGCAGAACAAAUGACACUAAAGUGCAGAAUCUAGUGAAAUCUUUCUGCUUUAUUUACAUAAUUAAUGAACACAAUCUGGUGGAGGUUUUAGUGCUUGUAGUGAGACACGAUCCUGCUGUAAAUCCUCUUGUUGUGAAGAUCCAGAGUGGAUGAUAAAAGGCUGCUUGGGUUGUGACGUGGUGCCUUCAAUAACACUUGGAUUGGAUUAGUGUAGGGCUGCAACAACUAAUUGAUAAUAAUCAAUAACGAAAUUGGUUGUCAACAAAUGUUGUUAUCAAAUAGUUGGGCUGCUCAAGUUACGGGUUCGCGUGACUGCAAGAAAACAGCCACAUGUGAAAAGGAAAAAGAAAGCAAACUGGUGUCCCGGAUGAAGGUCAAACAUCAGCACGGAGCCUUCCUCCAAGUGCUGGUGAUAAGUCAGGGAUGUUAUGUGUCCUGGCUCAAUGGUCUCCAGUGGAUUAAAGCUGUCUGUGGAGGACCCUUUGGAAGUCAGUUGAAGGUCCAGUUGAUCAUCUUCUAUAAAACAUUCCAUACAAGGAUCAGAACUUAAAUAAAUUGUUUAGUAAAGACAAGGCUAGUAGUUUUCCAGCAAAUCUACAUUACAUCUGCACCAAUGAGCUUCUUCCCACACUAACUUACUAAACUAUUGCAGUACCUUAUUUUUAUUACGAUUUGAAUAGAUUUUCUUAGUUUUUGAGAUGCUCAAAAAUUAAUGGAUAUUUAUUUAGUAAUAAUUAAAAUACAGAACAUUAUAAGAAUCAUGGACUUUAUCUUCAUCGUCCUCCUUUAAAGCCCCACCCACCGUCUUUUUUAUGCUAUAAACUCAAAAGCUCAAAGUUCAUUUAGAUAAAACACUAAACUCAGAUAGAAGCUCCAUCUCUUCCUCUUUAUCUCUUUUUCUUUGUCUUUCUUUCUGUUUCUGAGAAAGGAGUGAAAAUGGCAGAGGCCAGUAUUUCAGUAGAUCAGGAUCAGUUCAUCUGUCCAGUGUGUCUGGAUCUCCUGAAGGAUCCGGUGACUGUCUCGUGUGGACACAGUUUCUGUAAGGUGUGUAUUAAUAGCUGCUGGGAUCAGGAGGAACAGAAGGGUGUCUACAGCUGUCCUCAGUGCAGACACACUUUCACUUCAAGGCCUGUUCUAAACAGAAACAACAUGCUGGCUGAAGUGGUGGAGAAACUGAAGAAGAAGACUGAAGUCCAAGCUGCUUCUCCUGAUCACUGUUACGCCGGACCUGGAGAUGUGGAGUGUGAUUUCUGCACCAGGAGAAAACACAAAGCCGUCAAAUCCUGUCUGGUGUGUGUGACUUCUUUUUGUGAAAUUCAUCUGAAACCUCAUCUAGAAGUUCCUGCUUUAAAAAAACACACAUUAACUGAAGCCUCAGCAAAGCUACAAGAGAAGAUCUGCUCUGAACAUAACAAGCUGAUUGAGAUCUACUGCAGAACUGAUCAAAUAUCCAUUUGCUCUUUGUGCAUGUUGGAUAAACAUAAAGGCCAUGACGCUGUAUCAGUUACAGCAGGAAGAGCUGAGAAACAGAGUGAGUUAAAGGAGCAGCAGAUGAAAUCCCAGCAGAGAAUCCAGGAGAAGCAGAAGAAGGUGCAGGAGCUGAAACAGGCUGUGAACACUAUAAAGCUCAGUGCACAGACAGCAGUGGAGGACAGUGAGAAGAUCUUUACUGAGAUGAUCAGCUUUAUGAAGAAAAAGCGCUUGGAGGUGCUGGAGAUGAUCAGAGCUCAGGAGGAGGCUGAACUAAGUGGAGCUGAACGACUCCUGGAGAAACUGGAGCAGGAGAUCGCUGAUCUUCAGAGGAGAGUCACUGAGCUGGAGCAGCUUUCACACACACACGAUCACAUCCAUUUCCUCCAGAGUUUCCAGUCUCUCUGUGUCUCUGCUGGACGUCGGUCUCCUGAUCUACCAAGACCAAAUUUUCACACAUCCAGCAUCACUGUCCAUCAACAUCACUUAUCAGAUGGAAUGGGGAAAUAUUUCUCAGAUCUAAAGAAGAAACUUGAGGAAUUCUGUGAGGAGGAAUUCAACAAAAUCCCUGCACAAGUUCAGUCUUUUCUUUCAGAGCCACAGAACAGAGACGAGUUUCUGAAAUAUUUCUGUUAUCUGACUCUGGAUCCCAACACGGCACAUCGUAAACUCAUUAUGUCUGAGAAGAACAGAGCAGUGAGCGGUAGUGUGAGAAAGCAGCAGUACUCUGAUCAUCCAGAGAGAUAUGACUCCUGGCCUCAAGUGUUGUGUGAACAAAGUGUGUGUGGAUGCUGUUACUGGGAGGUGGAAUGGAGUGGUGUGGGUGUGGACAUUUCAGUCUUAUAUAAAGACAUCAGAAGGAAAGGACGGGGUGAUGAGUGUGUGUUUGGACGCAACAAUCAGUCCUGGAGUCUGCAGUGUUCUACUACUUCUCUCUGUUUCUAUCACAACAACAUUGAGACUGAUCUCAGAGUUCUGCCACCAUCCAGAAUAGGGGUGUAUGUGGAUCACAGUGCAGGAACUCUGUCCUUCUACAGCGUCUCUGACACCAUGAAGCUCCUCCACAGAGUCCAAACAACAUUCACUCAGCCACUAUAUGCUGGAUUUGGACUUCACUACUUAUCAUUUGGUUCAUCUACUGUGAGAUUGUGUGAUCCAGAAUAAAUUGUAGUGUUUGAGGUAAAAUUCCUGCACGUUGCCACAUUGAUCCUCAAACAUCUGUUUUACUAGAAAACAAUCCAGCUGCACAAAAACAAUCUAAAAUUUUAUUGAAUAAAUAUCAGUAAUUUUAUAAUAUUUAAAAAUAAAAUGUUACAAAAUUGACAAGAAACAAAUCAAAUGUAAAAAGACAAUGAUCAAAUGAUUUCUCAUGAUCUCAUUAAAUAUUUAAAAAACAAUAAUAAAUCCAGAACAGAACAAUAUUGUUUUUAUGUGUUACCUGAAAUUCAUUCCUCUGUGAAACACGAUGGUUUUGAUGAAUUUCCUGGAACAGCAGCUCUGACAGUAGCUCAGGUUUAUAUGAAUGUUCUAAUACUUUAUUGUUUCUAUAGUAACAGCUCACUCAAAUGUCAAUAUUUUGGGUCAAUAUAUAAAAUGUUAAGGCAAAAACCAUUAAUGUUAUUCAAUACAUUAGAUAUUUUUUAUCUCAUUAUCAUUGACUUUUUCUUUGUCUCUUCUGUCUCUCAUUGUAUCUUUUACUUUCUGUAAUUCGUUUUUCUGUUGUCAUCAUUCUGUCUCCCUUUGCAGUCACUGGGAACGACUUAAAAUAAUUUUCCACACAAUAAAGAAAAUGAAUUGUAA
Messenger RNA from Silurus meridionalis, 3530 nucleotides. Its product is annotated as tripartite motif-containing protein 16-like. The record is from RefSeq and is a predicted model, not a curated record. Bases 1197 to 2894 code for a protein of 565 amino acids. The transcript is spliced from 7 exons. Gene Ontology annotation, molecular function: protein binding; zinc ion binding. NCBI's taxonomy places the organism in Eukaryota, Metazoa, Chordata, Actinopteri, Siluriformes, Siluridae.